AUGAGUAACUCAGGAUUAAUCACGAAGAUAUCAGGAGUAUCAAAGGCUCAAUUACAACGCGUGGCGGGGCUACUACUUGUGGUGGCCGUAUGGGUGGUCUACUUUGUUUGGUGGACGCCGAGGCGAUUGGAGCGCGCGCUCCGGCCGCAGGGCCUCGAUGGCACCCCCUACCGCUUCCCCCACGGCGACCGGGAGCAGAGCGCCCGGCUCGACAGGGAAGUGCACGCCAAGCCCAUGCCCUUCUCUCACAGCAUCAUCCCUCGCGUUGCUCCUUUCACCCACCGUACCGUGAGCCAAUAUGGUAAAAUAUCUUUCACUUGGGCAGGCUCUGUACCCGAAGUGACCAUCACGGAUGUGGGAUUGUUCUUCUUCAAAGGAGAUUUCACUUACGAGAGUGAAAAGUGGGUGAAGCAUCGGAGGAUUCUGAACCCUGCUUUCCAUAUGGAGAAGUUGAAGCAAAUGGGAGAAUACGGUGGGUUCGGGGACAGGUUACGAGUUAGCUGUUUGGCUGGAGAUGUCAUCGCAAGAGCAGCUUUCGGAACCAGCUAUGAAGAAGGAAGACGGAUCUACCAGCUUCAAGCUCAGCAGGCUGUUCUCUUCGUUCAGCCCGCCCGAUAUCUACGUAUCCCUGGCGACAAGUGA
Molecule: messenger RNA, 642 nt
Organism: Musa acuminata subsp. malaccensis (wild Malaysian banana)
Lineage: Eukaryota; Viridiplantae; Streptophyta; Magnoliopsida; Zingiberales; Musaceae
Source: RefSeq, a predicted model, not a curated record